UCUCUCUUUCUCCACAAGUAGCUGAAGCACAGAAGUCCCCAUCAUGGAUUUUCAACAUCGUCCUGGAGGGAAAACUGGAAGCGGAGGCGUAGCCUCUGCCUCAGAAAGUAACCGAGACCGCCGGGAGAGGCUCCGGCAGCUGGCUUUGGAAACCAUCGACAUCAACAAGGACCCUUAUUUUAUGAAAAAUCACUUGGGCUCUUAUGAAUGCAAGCUUUGCCUAACGCUGCAUAACAAUGAGGGAAGUUACUUAGCGCAUACCCAGGGGAAGAAGCAUCAGACCAAUUUGGCCCGUCGAGCUGCCAAGGAAGCUAAGGAAGCCCCUGCCCAGCCCGCACCAGAAAAAGUCAAAGUGGAAGUGAAGAAAUUUGUGAAAAUUGGACGACCGGGUUAUAAGGUCACCAAACAGAGAGAUCCAGAAACAGGCCAGCAGAGCCUUCUCUUCCAGAUUGAUUAUCCGGAGAUUGCAGAAAGUAUCAUGCCUCGUCAUCGGUUCAUGUCAGCCUAUGAGCAAAGGAUUGAGCCUCCCGAUAGACGCUGGCAGUACCUUUUGAUGGCAGCGGAGCCCUACGAAACCAUAGCUUUCAAGGUGCCAAGCAGAGAAAUCGACAAAGCAGAAGGAAAGUUUUGGACCCACUGGAACAGGGAAACCAAACAGUUCUUCCUUCAAUUCCACUUCAAGAUGGAGAAGCCGCCAGCUCCCCCAAACCUCCCUCCAGGGCCCCCAACUGUGAAGCGGCCUCCCCCACCUCCACUGAUGAACGGCUUGCCCCCAAGGCCACCUCUGCCAGACUCCAUGCCGCCGCCUCCUCCAGGAGGCAUGACUUUGCCUCCUAUGCCUCCCUCUGGACCAGUGCCACCACCCCCAGUGCCACCUCAGUUGCCACCAGCACCCGGUGUACCUCCCCCUGCUCCUCUGCCACCCAUGAUGAGACCACCUCUCCCCACGGAGGGGCCCGGCACUAUCCCCCCUCCGCCUCCCUCCAACUGAAGCCCCUCCUGGACUCGGUCCCGCUGGACUCCUCUAGCUUGUCUCUUUUUAUAGGCAGAUCAUGACUGAUUCAGAGAAAUAGUUUUGUUUUGUAUGCCUGUCAGUUUGACUACAUCCUGUAGGUUCAUUAAAAGGUUUUCAGUUUUCCUUUC
Messenger RNA from Charadrius vociferus (killdeer), 1143 nucleotides. RefSeq names its product splicing factor 3a, subunit 2, 66kDa (gene SF3A2). Bases 44 to 991 code for a protein of 315 amino acids. The record is from RefSeq and is a predicted model, not a curated record. NCBI's taxonomy places the organism in Eukaryota, Metazoa, Chordata, Aves, Charadriiformes, Charadriidae. The transcript is spliced from 8 exons. Gene Ontology annotation, cellular component: nucleus; U2-type prespliceosome; catalytic step 2 spliceosome. Gene Ontology annotation, biological process: spliceosomal complex assembly. Gene Ontology annotation, molecular function: zinc ion binding; nucleic acid binding.